Messenger RNA from Microthlaspi erraticum, 1029 nucleotides. NCBI's taxonomy places the organism in Eukaryota, Viridiplantae, Streptophyta, Magnoliopsida, Brassicales, Brassicaceae. The record is from the annotation of a GenBank genome assembly.
AUGGCGUAUAGGAGAAGGCAGGGGAUCGGAAAGUUUGCAACUUUCAAGGACGAGACUGAUCACCUUCCGCCGGAAAGCAUCACCCCUGUCAAGGAAAGAUCAUCUCCGACUCGAUCCUUCACAUCGCCUUCAUUCUUCCGUGAGUCCCCUGCUUUUGAUCAACCCAGAUCUAAGGAUUUUACAGCAUACGAGACCGAGCCAAGGGGCUUGUGGGGAGUCAUAGCCCAGAAAGCAAAAUCUGUUAAUGAUAGCUCAUCAACAGCUUCUCAGUCCCGGUUCUCAGACCAGAAAAUGGACAAUCCCAAGCUCCGGAGAGGGCUGGAUAAGCUUACAUCUUCUCUUAAUCAGAUUGGCGACUCUUUUGAGAAAGCCUUUGAGGAAGGGCGGACACUCGUGGGGAACAAAACAGCUGAUAUCAUCCAGGAAACACGAAAACUUCAAACCAGACGAAGAGCAACUGGUGGUCAAGAAGAUAAUCAGAAUCACAAUCAAUCGUAUGGAGUCAGUAGCUCAUGGAAAAAGUCUCCGGAGCAGCCACUGCAGUCAGAUCAUACGGAACAUGAGACUCAACUCAAGGCAUCUCGCGAUGUGGCGAUGGCCACGGCUGCUAAAGCAAAAUUGCUCCUCCGUGAGCUGAGAACUGUGAAGGCAGAUCUUGCAUUCGCGAAAGAGCGUUGUGCUCAGCUUGAAGAAGAGAACAAGCAUCUGAGGGAGAACCACCGUGAGAAAGGAAGCAACCCUGCAGACGAAGAUUUGAUUCGGCUCCAGAUGGAGAGCCUACUAGCAGAGAAAGCACGGUUGGCUCAUGAGAACUCAGUGUACGCAAGGGAGAACCGGUUCUUGCGGGAGAUUGUAGAGUACCACCAGCUCACGAUGCAGGACCUUGUGUACAUAGACCAAGGCAGUGAAGAGGUGACACAAGUUUACCCUUUUGUACCCACUUUGAUGACUUGUUCCCCGAGUGAAGAAGAGAUGAUUAAAGAGAUUCAAGAGAGCUCUGUGUGUGUAAAUGUGGUUUCGGAUCCUUGA